UGUGUGCUAGUGUUUAUUCCAAUGUGGAAAAACGGAUACAUACUUGGAACAAGAUGGGUGAUGUUAAAGAAACAUGUGUCAUCUGUAAAACCAUCUUCAAAGAUGACGAUUUAAAAGCGAAGCUGGGAACGAAGGGCAGUGAUGGCAUUAAUAGGGCCAGUGCAGAUCGUGCGGACAGUUUGAUAACUUAUCCUGGUGAAUCAGUACACAUAGAUUGUCGCAAAAAAUACUGCAACCCCAUAAACAUUAAGUACGACAAAAAAUCAAAAGAUGAGCUUUCUUCACCCCCGAGAGAACUUAGAUCAUGCAAUGAACUAUUCAGUUUCAAAGAGCAUUGCUUAUUCUGUGGUAAAACAGCAAAACUGUGUGGGAGAAAACGUGGACCUGAUGUGUACCCUGUCAGAACUUUAGACUUUCAACUUCAAAUUAACAGUAUAUGCACCAAACGAGCAGAUGAAUGGGCUAACACAAUCAGGAGUCGCCUAAAAACUGUAAACGAUUUGCCUGCAGCAGACGCUCUGUACCACCAAACAUGCAGCGUGAAUUUCAGGACAAUGAAAGCCAUGCCUGCAACAUAUCUUCAAGAUUCGUCUGCAGAAAAACGAUUUAGGGGGCGACCUGUUUCGUUGAAUACACAGAGUGCAUUUCACUCUGUAAUCAAAUAUUUAGAGGACAAUGACAACGAGCAGAUAACAAUGACAGAUCUUGCGGCAAAGAUGAAGGAAACGUGCGGCGAUGAAGCAUUCGGUACUGUCCAUUUGAAGCAGAAACUAAGGGAACACUUUGGGGAUUCUAUAAUCAUUACUGAUUUGAGUGGGAAAAGAAAUGUGGUGACUCUGAGGCAUACAGCAUCUUCAAUUCUGCAUGACUUUUACAAACAGCAAGAUAACAAUGGCAGUGAGGAAAAGAAAAGGUCUAUAAUAGAAACUGCUGCUAAGUUAAUCAGAAGUGACAUUAAAGCAUUAGACAGCAACAAAUCUGAAUAUCCCUCUCCUACUGACAUAUCUUCUACUGAAAAAAACAUAGAGUAUUUACCAGAAAGCCUUCGAAUAUUGUUACAAGCAAUACUGAGUGAAAAAAAGCCAAAAACUGCAUCAAUAGGACAGGCUAUUAUACAAGCUACACGGCCACGUGUCAUCAUACCACCUCUUCAGCUAGGUUUAGGGAUCCAGUUGCAUCACCAAUUUGGUUCCAAGUUUUUGAUAGACAUAUUGAACAGUUUAGGGUUUUGUGUGUCAUAUACUGAGGUCCAGAAGUUUGAAUCAAGUGCAGCUGUAUCUAAAGGGACAGAUAUUCCUGCAUUCGUCCCUGGUAGUUUUGUUCAGUACGUGGCCGACAAUGUUGACCACAACAUUAGAACAAUAGAUGGCCACGGAACCUUUCAUGGGAUGGGCAUCAUAGCAUGUGUGACCCCUGCUACGUCUUCCAUUGUUCCGAUCCAAAGAAGAACAGUUGGGAAGGAGGACAUAUGCAAAGCUGGAGAAAUUAGAAUGUCAUACUACAAGCCAAACGAAGUCAAUGACAUAUGCAGAAAUACAACAAACAAAGUCCAUAGAUAACACUUUGAAGCUAGAUCUGCUUGUUAAAGUGACAGCGCCAAUUAGACCACACAGACCUGUGUGGUCUGGACUGAUGCAAAUGUUACAGAAAGGAGAGUAUCCAGGAAAAGCCUCAGUUAUUUUCAUGCCAAUGAUCGAUUUGGAUCCAGGAGACUUAUCAUGCAUCUACACAACCCUACUGUUUGUGGAAAAUCAUGCAACUAGGUACGCAGUCACGCCCAUACUCACCUUUGAUCAGCCCUUAUACUGGAAGGCAUUUAAUGUUAUACUCAAUGAAGCUGCAGAUAGCCCUCUUCACAAAGUUGUAUUGAGAUUAGGCGGUUUCCAUACAAUCAUGAGCUUUUUAGGAAGCAUUGGCCAUUUGAUGCAAGGUUCAGGGCUAAAUGAAGUGUUGGAAACAGUGUAUGCAUCAAACGCUGUGAUGCAUAUCGCUACAGGAAAGGCAGUUGCAAGAGGUAUCAGAGGACACCUUCUGGUUGAAAAUGCACUUAUGUCAAUAUUAGUCUCAGAAGUGUUUGGUCUGAACAUUUCAGAGUGUAGCACCAAUGAAAAUAACUCAACUCAUGGUGAGGACAAUGAGGAUGAACACCUACAGCUAAAAGAUGACAACACUCCAUUGCCAGAUAGUAUGAUCGGUGACAUUGGAAAAUUGUAUGAUGACUUUACAGACGGAAAAUCAAAUAUGUCAGAUAUUACGCAAUCCGAGUUACUGGAUAACGCUUGUACAAAACUUGACGAAACCAAAGAUGAAAUGAGAAAAUUCAGAACAGCAGCUCUUUGGUUGCAAUACAUGGAAAUGGUUCACAUCCUACAAUCAUUUGUAAAAGCGGAGCGAACUGGUGAUUGGCUUCUUCACCUUGACACAGUUUCUCGAAUGCUUCCUUACUUUGCAGCAGCAGGACACAACCUGUAUCUCAAAUCUGCAUAUGUGUACCUACAGACUAUGCAAACUCUCGAAAAGACUAACACAGAUGUGUAUGAACAUUUCAAAACUGGUCAUCAUGUAGUGCGUAGAAGUGAUAGGUUCUGGGCGGGACUUUCAACAGACCUUGUAAUCGAACAAGUGUUGAUGAGAAGUGUGAAGACUAAUGGAGGCCUAACAAGAGGAAAGGGCAUGACUGAAUGUCAACGAGCACUAUGGUUACUUUCUCUACCUGCCUGUGCAGAGUUCAACAAAAGUAUGCAAGAGUUCAGUGGAGUUACAUAUCAUACAAGUGAGCAGCACAAGGAAUGUGGUCAGGCAAGGAUUGCGAAGGACACAAAAGACAGUCAAACCAUCCUGCAGGGUUUCCGCCAGCCCUUUAUGGCUUGUCGGGCCCGACGUGCCUUCCGCUGGCAAGGCCAAUUACCGACAUGCGUUAAUUAUGCCGACAUGCUUUAAUCCGCGUAGCGACAAUCCUUAUCAAAACAAUCAUCAGUUUUGACAAUACACGAUUUUGUUGCGAUUGCAACGGUUGACUGACAGCCAGAAGGCGUGUCGGGAUUAUUACGACAUUUGUAUCAGCCAUUCAGGAUCGACGACAGCAUGAAGGCGUGUCGGUGAGGUUCCUCCAAACUCCUCCUAUUCUUUAUCAGAAUGGGAAUGUGUGGAAAAACACCACUGUCGUAAUUGCGACCUUCAUCCCUAUAAUCAUCUAUGAACGCAUAGUAAACAAUAAGUGUUAAUUGAUUUCGGUAACAUAAAUCAUGUGUCGUUUUAUUUUGUUUCUUAAUCCCGAGUCCGUUUGUUAACCAAUUAUUAAAUUAUAAUUGAGAACCGUGUUAAGAUAUCUGUGUUAUUAACAAGGGUUAUGCUAUGUCGUUGUAAUUAAUUUGAGUCGCGUUCCCGUCUUUAGUUUAAAAGUGUAAAGUUAUAUUUUGUGUUGCUUAUUAUUAACCUUUGAUUAUUUUAUCGUUCUUUUAAUUUAUUUAGAAAAAGAUAAAUAAAUCUGAAAAUACACAUUACAUUCCCUUUAAGUUAUUAUUUAGCCAACCCGGCUUUAAAAAUAUUAGCUGUUGCAGCUUUAAAUACGAAUACACGAGCAGUCGCUUUGCUCCGGGCUCUUUUGUGUUCCGGCAUGCAGCGUGCUUUACACGUUUUGCUGUGACGUCAACGGUGUCAAUAUAAAUAAUACCCGCACUUAACGAAACAUGAGUAGAUCAAUAUCGUCGAUAUUGUAUUGUCGGAAAACUUGAGAAAUACCAAUAAUCAAGGAAGAGAAACCAUUAAACCUUUUCACAAAUAAUUUUAAUGUUAAUCGGACUUUAGUUGGUAAUUCUAAAUCAUGGGAACAUAACUGUAAACUUGUUUAAAAUGCAGGAAAUUGCACCAUUUUGGAUACGAAAAUAUAAAAAAAAUCGACGUCAGGAGGGGACACCCCUCCCAAACCCUCCCCUUCCGACA
Messenger RNA from Mya arenaria, 3942 nucleotides. RefSeq lists its product as uncharacterized. The transcript has 2 exons. NCBI's taxonomy places the organism in Eukaryota, Metazoa, Mollusca, Bivalvia, Myida, Myidae. Bases 54 to 1559 code for a protein of 501 amino acids. The record is from RefSeq and is a predicted model, not a curated record.